Molecule: messenger RNA, 1884 nt
Organism: Ectocarpus siliculosus
Lineage: Eukaryota; Phaeophyceae; Ectocarpales; Ectocarpaceae
Source: the annotation of a GenBank genome assembly
AUGGACUACGACGCGCAGCCGCACCUGAGCGGGCUCGCCAGGAGGGGCGAUAUGGAAGGGCUGCAGAGGGCGGUGGACACAGGCAGACGCAUGGAUGCUUGCAACAAGUUCGGCGAGUCUGUCGUGCACGUCGCCUGCCGCCGCGGCAACCUGCCCCUCCUACUCUUCCUGGUGGCCAACGGCGGCUCCCUGACGGCCUGCGACGACCUGGGCCGCUUCCCGCUGCACGAGAGAGGCUGCAGCCCGCUGCGCUAUGUGAAGGAGGAGUCGUGGCCUGCUUGGCGGCAGUUCCUGGAUGAGGUGGUCGACGAGUUCUGGCCGUCCCUCGUUUGAGCACGCACGCACGCAGCAAACGAAAUAGCUGUACAGCUGCUGUAUUGUAGUGCCAUUUCGUACAGGGUACAUCGAUAUACAUAGGGUUAACGGGGCUGCGCCACCUGCGGGAUUGGUGCUACGGGGCACGGUGUUCCCCGGGAAGGAAAGUAGCGCACGGGGGGAGGGGUUCAGAGGCCGAACCGCCGCCGUUGCGAAAAAACACGCAACAACGACCUCCCAGGUGCUUGGCGGGAACAAUUUCCAGGUGCUGGGAGGUUGGGGCGCGGUAGGGCUCCUUGAGGCAGGGGUUGGGGGGGCCAGGGGGGGCGGGGGGGGGGGCGGGGAGAGUGGUGUGAAACUGACCAAGAAGUACGUUUUUUUUUGUCUCUACUCUGUCUACUUGUGACUGCUGUGUCCACUUGACCUUUGUCUGCUUGACCCUCUUCUCUGUAUUAAGCGUCGUGUUACUUUCUUCCUAUUGUGUUGGCGAGGCCGUCUUCUCUUUUUGUGUGUGUAUAGCCGAGCCUGUUCGCGCGGUAUCUAGCGGAUUGUUUUGGUGUCACCUACUGUUCUGUGAAAGCAAUGCCAGUUCUAUCGGCUGCAUCGCGCGCUACGUUGUUGCGUCGCUCGAUUUUUUUAGGUUGUUCACUUUUGCUGUGUGCACGAUAGUGAUUGUGGGUAGAAGCUGGUCCCGGUUGUGUGUGGUCUCUGGUGAGUGUGUUUUGCGUUUGUUUGGCUUUUUGCUGUCUCAUAGUCAGUAUGUCGUCGGAAGGGUAGUGACGUCAACCACACAAACACACGGUUGAACGAUAUAUAUCUCUAGUCCGCAUUCUGGUGCACCAAAAAAGGUAGCACGCUGCUGUUGUACUGCGCUUGUUUGAAGAGUGUGAUGGUCUCACUCUUUGAUUUACUUUCUUCUACAUUGUGGUGUUUUAAAAUUGUGGUGGUGACGUGUACCCGCGGGGACGGACCCGUAGCACCGUUCCCGGGAUUGUGGUACCUUUUAUUGGUUCGUUUUCUUGUCGCGGGAACCCGUGGGGGCGUUCCCCGGGAUUUGGUACCUUACAAUUGGUUCGUUUGUUCUUUUUCUUAAUAGGUCGUUUUUCUUUCUAAUAGCUGGCUGGGCGCUUUGCGUGCCCAGUCACGUUCGGAGAAGGGCUGCUACCCCACAAGGGGGGCGUGUCGUUGUCAUCGUCGUGUAAUGUUGCGUUUUUUUUAUGACGUGACGUGCUUUUUUUCCUCGCAGAGGAGGGGGCUGUUGAUCGGUGUGUGUGUGUGUUGUUGUGUCCGUCCCAUCUAUAUAUUCUGGAGCCAGGUCUACGGACACCUUUCGGCACAUGUAUCUGACGUACGUACAUAUCACCCCCCGGGUCACAUACACCCGGGAGGAAGGUAGCAAGUCCAGGAGGGACUUUUUUUUUUCGUUUUCAGUAGGAGCUGUUUAGAAGGAGCGGUGAUGCAGCAUGCAGACACCGACGAAUUGAAGGGGUCAUGAAGAGUUGAGAAACGGAACAGAAUCGUGAGCUCACAAGCACGAAUACAUGAGGAUCACGCCAAAAGCAUUCGAUU